This is a messenger RNA of Morone saxatilis (striped sea-bass), 1419 nucleotides long. It is a transcript of the gene gfra3, whose product is annotated as GDNF family receptor alpha 3. The record is from RefSeq and is a predicted model, not a curated record. Gene Ontology annotation, molecular function: signaling receptor activity. Gene Ontology annotation, cellular component: signaling receptor complex; external side of plasma membrane. The transcript is spliced from 7 exons. Gene Ontology annotation, biological process: nervous system development. NCBI's taxonomy places the organism in Eukaryota, Metazoa, Chordata, Actinopteri, Moronidae. The coding region runs from base 1 to 1074 and encodes 357 amino acids.
AUGCCACAGGGAGACUGCAAGUUUCUGAUGCCAAUGGGAAUUGUUGAUAGGGAAGAUGAACUGGAAAUAUCUCCCUAUGAUGACACGCUAAUGGAUACUCGCAUGGCCUCCUUAGUGGCAGCCUCAUCUUUCAUGCAGCUGGAUGGUGAGAACCAUUGCCUGAAAGCAGCACAGGACUGCGGCUUGUACGAGAAGUGUGGUUCUCUGCGAUCAGAGUACGUCCUGGCCUGCACCAAACGGGUGCCUGGGACUAACCGAUGCAACCAGAACAAGUGCCACCGGGCCCUGCGACGUUUCCUGGAACGCGUGCCCGAGGAGUACAGCCUGGGUGUGCUGUUCUGCCCCUGCACCAACACCCUGUGUGGUGAGAGAAGGAGGAAAACCAUCGUACCCUCCUGCUCCUACCAGGAGAUGGAGGGCCUGCAGCCACACUGCCUCCACCAGCAGAGCUUCUGCCGCCGAGAUGACCUCUGCAGGUCCAGACUGGCUGAUUUCCUUAAUAACUGCCAGCCAUCUCCUGUGACGGCCAGCGGCUGUCUAAAAGACUCAGCAGGCCUGUGCCUCCGAGCCUACGCUGGACUCAUCGGUACCAUCAUGACGCCCAACUACAUCAGCAACAGCUCUGCAGACGUGUCACUGUGGUGCAACUGUGAAGGCAGUGGCAACCAGUGGCAGGACUGUCUGAGACUGCAGCGCAUGUUCACCAACAACAACUGCCUGCGUAACUCUAUCAGUUGGAUGGGGAGCCCCGGCUCCAUGCCCGCAGACAUCACCCGCCCUCCUCCUCCAAGACCCUCCCCACUAGUACAGGAGGAUGAGCUGCUGAGCAACAACCACCUGCCUGAACACAACAACAUUGUGGUGGAGAGUGAGGAAGACGAAGAACUGACACAGACGGAGGAGGAGAGCAAUGAAGGUGGCCAGUUUGACGUCAUCCCGCUGUACUCAGAGAGGGCCACCGUCUCCAACCUGGGCUCCACCGAUACAGGGGGGGCUGCCGCCUUUAUCACUGGCCCUCCCAAACCCAUACUACUGCUCCUUCUGCUUCUGUCCACCUCCCUCAGCUGGGGCUAGAACAGAGGAUGUAGAGAACACACACACACACACACACACACGUACAUGCAUAUGCACACACUCAAAUAUUGGACUUGCCAACAAUCCUGGACUGAUGGCUGUAAUAUUAUAGGAAGCAUUGUGAAGAAAUGGACUUCAGAUUUUGUCAGUAGCAUCCCCUUGAUUCCUCACGUCUGUCCUUGCCUCCUUACUUUCCUCCUUUGAAAAUGGCACUUUGUUCAACAUGGUCCGACUGCAGCUGCAGUGGUGUACUAAUGUCCCAGGAGCACAGGAGACAUGGUUGUGGUAGGGUGUUCACAUGGAGCCAUCAACCAAUGAGCAUAAUGUAGCUGUUCCUGUCGUAAG